Messenger RNA from Suillus subalutaceus, 1431 nucleotides. RefSeq lists its product as uncharacterized. The transcript is spliced from 16 exons. The record is from RefSeq and is a predicted model, not a curated record. Bases 208 to 1074 code for a protein of 288 amino acids. NCBI's taxonomy places the organism in Eukaryota, Fungi, Basidiomycota, Agaricomycetes, Boletales, Suillaceae.
CCACCACCAUCAGCUGCGUGUCUGCGGCGUCCCGCCCAACGCAUCCUGUGACUACUACAUCCACAUGAUUGAAGUAUUCAUCAUGAUCAUCAGGCUCGGCCAAAUGUAACCGUAUUCACAGCCUCCCCUUGAUGGGUUCUCAGCUCAUUCAUAAGAGAGAUAAAAAGGCGCGUGCGUGAAGCUCGGGUUUUUUUCCUUCUCGAGUGAAUGCAGAUGGAAUCUCCAGUUGAUGACGUCGCAGCGGCCAAGGGUUUGAAAUUAUUAGCGUACAUUUACACGUCAACGGCGACAUUCUGGACCUAUGAUUUUCUUUGUUCACUUGAUGAAGAGUGGACAUUCCUACUUCAAUCACGCUGGACAAAGGUGAAAGGCCUUUAUAUCAUUACACGAUAUAUCCCAUUUGCCGCUAUCGUCUUGGAACUAUGUUUGGCCUUGACCCCAAACGAGAAUCCCGAGAACUGCCCGAUAUUGAGCAAUGUCUUCACAUAUUUCGGAGUGAUAUCACUCACUCUCUCUGAAUGCUUUUUUAUUCUCAGGACGUAUGCACUCUGGAACAACAACAGAAUCGUUCUCAUAGCCGUGCUCUCCGCCUUUUUUGCAACCAUCGCAUCAUGCAUCGGCAUUUUGAUUCCCGCUGGUAGUGCCCCUGAAGUUUCGACUGGCGUGAUCCCAGGCAUCCAAGGCUGCUCCGAGAGCGUACAAGGUGUCCAAUUAUUCUUGCCUUUUGUUCUCUCGUUUGUGUUUCAACUAGGACUGAUCUGUCUCACGAUCACACGCGCUAUACAGAGGUGGCGGUCGGCCCAGGGCCCUCUGUUCGCUAUAUUGGUGAAGCAUAACAUAUUCUACUAUGCAUGUGGUUUACUUUUCUCGGCCGUGAACUUUCUUCUGCCAAUACUGCUUUUGGAUAUGUAUGCCGUAUACUCUGCCCUCCAAGCUUUGCAGAUAUUUAUUCUUGCAAUCCUCGCCACACGCAUGCACCUCCACCUCUGGCAUGCCGAGCGGCGUGUGGACGGCCCUGUGGCCCCCGUGUGCAUUUCUUUGUCCGACAUACCAUCUAUAAACCAAAUGGCGUGACGCUUGCCUUAUUCGGCAUCGUUUGUGGAACUUGAUCUACGAGAUGACUGGUCCAUUUGGAAAUUGGGACGUGCUUGUAUGACUCCCUCGUAGGAAUCCAUUUUUGUCAUGGGAGUGAGAUGUAUUGAGAUAUGAACUCAUGAGCAAGCCAAUCGAGGACAACGUGAACAACGACGACGAUUUCUGGGUUGCUUUACACGGCGGUUCCCUUAGUUUUCUCUGGAAAAAGUCUGAAUAGCCAGUUUCUUUAGCCCUGGCAAAGACCCCAAGGAUAUUGGCGGCCAUGUCCUCGAUUCACUGUUCCGAAGCCCAGUAUACGUACUAGCCAUUCCACCAGUACUGUGCACGAUGUCGAUG